AUGCUUAUCUUAAUCGUACAGGCAUUCACUGGCAACGAUUUAUCAGCGAAGGGGAUAUGUGUUCUUAUUCUUGAUAUUUCACUGAAGACAGUAUCUAUCUAUCUCUCUCAAUCUCUCUCUCUCUCUCUCUUUCUCUAUAUCUAUCUGUCUCUGCAUCUAUCUAUCUAUCUAUCUAUCUAUCUAUCUAUCUAUCUAUCUAUCUCAUCCACUCUGUUAAUAUAUAUCGAUAUUUCCUUGUCAGCCUAUCUAUCUAUCUAUCUAUCUAUCUAUCUAUCUAUCUAUCUAUCUAUCUAUCCAUCUGUUAAUAUAUCGAUCCUUGUCAGCCUGUCUAUCUAUCUAUCUAUCUAUCUCAUCCACUCUGUUAAUAUAUAUCGAUAUUUCCUUGUCAGCCUAUCUAUCUAUCUAUCUAUCUAUCUAUCUAUCUAUCUAUCUAUCUAUCUAUCUAUCUCAUCCACUCUGUUAAUAUAUAUCGAUAUUUCCUUGUCAGCCUAUCUAUCUAUCUAUCUAUCUAUCUAUCUAUCUAUCUAUCUAUCUAUCUAUCUAUCUAUCUCGGUCUGUUCGCAUUUAUCUAUCUAUCUAUCUAUCUAUCUAUCUCGGUCUGUUCGCAUUUAUCUAUCUAUCUAUCUAUCUAUCUAUCUCGGUCUGUUCGCAUUUAUCUAUCUAUCUAUCUAUCUAUCUCGGUCUGUUCGCAUUUAUCUAUCUAUCUAUCUAUCUAUCUCGGUCUGUUCGCAUUUAUCUAUCUAUCUAUCUAUCUAUCUCGGUCUUUAUCCUAUCUAUCUAUCUAUCUCCCGGUCUAUUUAUCUAUCUAUCUAUCUAUCUAUCUCUGUCUCGCAUCUAUCUAUCUAUCUAUCUCAUCCAUCUCGGUCUGUUCGCAUUUAUCUAUCUAUCUAUCUAUUUAUCUCAGUCCUUCGCAUUUAUCUAUCUAUCUAUCUAUCUAUCUCUAUCUAUUUAUCUAUCUAUCUAUCUAUCUAUCUCAUCCACUCUGUUCUAUCUAUCUAUCUAUCGAUCUUUCCUUCUGUUCGCAUUUAUCUAUCUAUCUAUCUAUCUAUCUAUCUAUCUGUUAUCUAUCUAUCUAUCUAUCUAUCUAUCUCGGUCUGUUCUGCAUUUAUAUAUCUAUCGAUCUAUCUAUCUCUAGUUCGCAUUUAUCUAUCUAUCUAUCUAUCUAUCUCGGUCUGUUCGCAUUUAUCUAUCUAUCUAUCUAUCUAUCUAUCUCGGUCUGUUCGCAUCUAUCUAUCUAUCUAUCUAUCUAUCUCUCUGUUAAUUUAUAUCUAUCUAUUAUCCUCUAUCUCGGUCUAUUCUUUAUCUAUCUAUCUAUCUAUCUAUCUAUCUCGGUCUGUUCGCAUUUAUCUAUCUAUCUAUCUAUCUAUCUAUCUAUCUCGGUCUGUUCGCAUUUAUCUAUCCAGCUAG
This is a messenger RNA of Acanthosepion pharaonis, 1407 nucleotides long. NCBI's taxonomy places the organism in Eukaryota, Metazoa, Mollusca, Cephalopoda, Sepiida, Sepiidae. The record is from the annotation of a GenBank genome assembly.